Molecule: messenger RNA, 1224 nt
Organism: Oikopleura dioica
Lineage: Eukaryota; Metazoa; Chordata; Appendicularia; Copelata; Oikopleuridae
Source: the annotation of a GenBank genome assembly
AUGAAAUUUCUGUUGUCACUGUUGGUGAUAGUAGCGUCGGCAGCGGAUAAGCUACUCGUUCUUUACGAGAAUUCGCGGGUGAAAGUAACCCAUCGUGCGACCUUGGCUCCACUAGCAGAUCAAGGAUACGAGCUCGUCUUUAAGCAAGCCGAUGAUGCGAGCCUGGAGUUAACUCGUUAUGGAGUGAACCUUUACAAGGGUCUCAUUGUUCUCGCCCCUUCAGUGGACGAAUUUGGCGGCAAAAUCAACUCAGCUGCAAUUGUCGAGUUUGUUGAUAACGGAGGAAAUGUUUUUAUCGCUGCCGGCAACACUGUGGGAGACGCGAUUCGAGAGACAGCGGCUGAGAUCGGAGUAGAACUCGACGAAGCUGGCACCCAAGUCAUUGAUCACUUGAAUGUCAACGAGAAGGAAGACAGUGGGGAUCACACCGCUUUUUUGGUUGAGGCGAAACAGUUCGUUCCCGCGGAAAUCAUCACUGGACCGGUUUCGGAAGCGUUGACCUUUGAAGGAGUGGGCAUGAAACUCGAUGCAGCAAACAAGCUUGUCUUCCCUAUCGCAUGGGCAGCCCCUACCGCCUAUUCUUGGUAUCCCAAUGAGCCCAUUUCCGAAUAUCCUAUGGUUUUAGGAAAGAACAUCGUUCUCGUCGCCGGGCUUCAAGCUCGAAACAAUGCGCGUGUCGUAAUUGCUGGUUCUCUAAAAAUGUUCCAAAACUCGGAGACGGCGACGAACAUUCUUCUUUGGGCGAUGAAAUGCCGCGGCGUUCUCCGCGAGUCAAAUGUCAAGCACCAUCUUGUCGGAGAAACUAAAUCGCCCGAGUUUUACACGAUCAUGGAAGAUGUUCACUACGAGCUCACUGUUGAGGAACUCGUCGAAGGAAAGUGGGUGCCCUUCCAAGGGACCGACAUGUUCCUUGAUUUCCACCGGCUGGAUCCUUUCGUCCGAAAACGACUUCAGAACAAAAAUGGCGUUAUGUCCGUCGACUUCAAGUUGCCCGAUGUUUACGGAGUUUUCCAGUUUAGAACGAAUUACAAGCGUCUCGGAUACACCGAAAUCGUCAACCACGUCCAGGUAUCUGUCCGACCACUCCGCCACAAUCAAUAUGAGCGUUUCAUCUCCACCGCGUAUCCUUACUACUUCUCGGCCUUUUCGAUGAUGGCCGGCGUGGGACUCAUGUCCUUCGUGGUCCUCUACCACUCCGACGCACAGAAGAAAAAAACAGAAUAA